This is a messenger RNA of Tribolium madens (black flour beetle), 1487 nucleotides long. RefSeq names its product protein farnesyltransferase subunit beta (gene Fntb). Gene Ontology annotation, molecular function: protein farnesyltransferase activity. The record is from RefSeq and is a predicted model, not a curated record. Gene Ontology annotation, biological process: protein farnesylation. Gene Ontology annotation, cellular component: protein farnesyltransferase complex. The coding region runs from base 149 to 1426 and encodes 425 amino acids. The transcript has 7 exons. Lineage: Eukaryota; Metazoa; Arthropoda; Insecta; Coleoptera; Tenebrionidae.
UUUUCAUUGACUUGGAGGGAAUUAGGUCCGACCGUUGACUAAGUAAAAUCCCUCAUUCAAGGGCCCAGUACAAAACAUAACAUCGCGCCUUAACUUAAAUUGUCCACUGCUUCCAACCAAACAACAAAACGAAGUGUGGCCACCAUUAAUGGGGUUCUAUGUUAAUGGGCAAUGUAAUUUCAAUUUUAUACGAUCCGAAAAAAGCAUGGCUAAAAUUUUAUCCCUCAGAAGCUUGGAAGAAAUAAAGAAACAGAAAUUUAAGGAUGAGGGUGUUGUAACAAUAACAUCCCUCGAACAGAUUGAAGUCGAAGAAGCAGUUUAUAAGAAACUCCACGAUUUAAGUUUAAGGAUAAAAGUCAAUCCUAAUUUACCUGAAUUGUUGCAAGAAAAUCAUAAAUGUUACCUUUUGGAUUGUUUAAUUUACCUUUCUUCUGGUUACCAGUCAUUAGAUGCGAGCCGUCCAUGGCUGUGCUAUUGGAUUUUGCACGCAUUGGCUUUAAUGGGAAUCAAAAUAGAUGAGAAACUGAAAAGUGCCAUUGCAAAAUUUUUAGCAAAAUGCCAGAGUCCUGAUGGGGGUUUUGGAGGUGGACCUGGGCAUUUGCCACAUCUAGCAGCUACGUAUGCAGCAGUCAAUGCAUUGGUCAUCUUAGGCACAGAAGAAGCUUACAAUGUUAUUAAAAGAGAUAAGUUGCAAAAGUUUCUGUGGAGGAUGAGGCAGUCUGACGGCUCUUUUUGCAUGCAUCAAGAUGGCGAAAUUGAUAUUCGUGGUGUUUAUUGCGCUUUAGCGGUUGCUAGUCUAACAAAUGUGUUAUCAGAAGAUCUAGUCAGGGGCACUUUUGAAUGGAUAAUAAGUUGUCAGACUUAUGAAGGUGGUUUCUCAGGGUGUCCAGGGAUGGAAGCUCACGGCGGCUAUGCUUUUUGUGGAUUGUCUGCACUUAUAAUUUUAGGAAAAGGGCAUCUCUGUGAUUUGCAGGCUUUAUUGAGAUGGACAGUGAACCGGCAGAUGAGAUUAGAAGGUGGUUUCCAGGGACGUACAAAUAAGCUAGUUGAUGGUUGUUAUUCUUUCUGGCAAGGAGCCGCUUUUCCAUUAAUUUAUAGUUUGUUGGCUGAAGAUGGUUUUGAAGUGAAAAAUCAUUUUUUUGAUGAAAGAGCUUUACAAGAAUAUAUUCUAACAUGUUGUCAGCACCCACAAGGAGGUCUCUUAGAUAAACCUGGUAAACAUAGAGACAUUUACCACACUUCGUACACUCUCAGUGGAUUAUCAGUAGCCCAGCAUUUUAUGAACGAUCUUCAUAUUCUAGGAGAUCCAGAUAAUGAAGUAUGUUGCACACAUCCAGUUUACAACAUUAGGCCCGAUCAUGUUCGAAAAGCGAUGAUUUUUUUUAAUAAUUUAGGGGUCCCAAGUAAUCAUAACAUGAGUACGUGACGUUUAUAACGCUCCUAUUCAUAUUUUAUACAUUAUUGCUGAAUACAAGUUUUUUUUUUAA